Molecule: messenger RNA, 1598 nt
Organism: Phragmites australis (common reed)
Lineage: Eukaryota; Viridiplantae; Streptophyta; Magnoliopsida; Poales; Poaceae
Product: porphobilinogen deaminase, chloroplastic
Exons: 5
Coding region: 220-1287 (355 amino acids)
Biological process (GO): heme biosynthetic process
Cellular component (GO): cytoplasm
Molecular function (GO): hydroxymethylbilane synthase activity
Source: RefSeq, a predicted model, not a curated record
AGAUUGAGCAGAGUAGACCUCGUAGUGGUUGGCCAAUCCUGACACAUUAUCCUCUCCCCCUCAACCAUGACGAGAGCAUAACCAGCUCAACCAGAUCAGAACACAGCCCUCGGCAAACACAGCCCGCAGCCAUCUCGGCCGCCUCUCUUCCUCCCCUCGCUGCUCGUGUCUUCCCCUUCCCCGCCUCGCCCACCAAGUCCCCCCUUCUGCUCGCCGGAGAUGGUGUCGCUGAGAUGCACCACCGCGCACCAUAGCCUCCUCGGCUCGCCGACUUGCCUCGCGCGCCCGCGGCGGGGCUGCACCGUCGUGCGCGCGGCCGUCGCCAUCGAGGCCGGCGCGCAGGCCAAGGUCUCCCUCAUUCGGAUUGGGACGCGCGGAAGUCCUCUUGCUCUUGCACAAGCCCAUGAAACUCGAGAAAAACUGAAAGCUGCACACGCUGAGUUAGCUGAGGAGGGUGCUGUUGAGAUCGUCAUCAUAAAGACCACAGGAGACAUGAUCUUGGACAAACCCCUUGCUGAUAUAGGAGGCAAGGGUUUAUUCACCAAGGAGAUAGAUGAUGCACUCUUGCAGGGAAGGAUUGACAUUGCAGUUCACUCUAUGAAAGAUGUUCCAACCUAUCUACCCGAAGGCACAGUUCUGCCCUGUAACCUCCCACGAGAGGAUGUGAGAGAUGCAUUCAUAUGCUUGACUGCAAAUUCUCUUGCGGAGCUUCCUGCUGGUAGCGUUGUCGGAAGUGCUUCCCUGAGGAGACAAUCUCAGAUUCUCUAUAGAUAUCCAUCACUAAAAGUUGUUAACUUCAGAGGAAAUGUUCAGACACGGUUAAGGAAACUCAAGGAAGGAGAUGUCCAUGCUACAAUGUUGGCACUGGCUGGACUCAAGCGGUUAAAUAUGGCAGAAAAUGCAACAUCUGUACUAUCAGUGGAAGAAAUGCUUCCAGCAGUUGCCCAAGGCGCUAUUGGAAUAGCUUGCAGAAGCAAAGAUGACAAAAUGAUGGAUUAUCUAUCCUCGUUGAACCAUGAAGAUACCCGACUAGCUGUUGCAUGCGAAAGAGAAUUCUUGUCAGUUCUUGAUGGUAACUGCCGAACUCCGAUUGCGGCAUAUGCUUAUCGUGACAAGGAUGGGAAUUGUUCAUUCCGAGGUCUACUGGCUUCACCAGAUGGUUCUAUAGUAUAUGAAACAUCAAGAAGUGGGCCUUACUCCUUUGAUGACAUGGUUGCUAUGGGCAAAGAUGCCGGUCACGAGCUGAAAGCGAAGGCAGGCCCUGGCUUCUUUGAUAGCUUGCAAUGAAAAGGAUACACCAUGGCAUUUCAAUUUCUAUCACCACUCUUCUGAUUAGAAACCGGGGUCCUGAGUAGAGUGUUGGGUCGGCUGUUUAAUUUUCCCCUCCUUCUGCUAGAGCCUUGUGCUAGAUAUUGAGCAGUCCUAUUCAAAUUUGUAUCACCCGUUCUUGUAGCACUGCGGGUUAGAACGUCACGGUUUUGUAAUAUCUUGAAGUGUUGAAGAGGUUUCUGCGCAGCUAUGUUGUAACAUUGUAAUUUGAUUAACUUUGCAGAUAUCUUGUUCGUUCAAGAAUAGUUGCAUUCUGAAGUUUCAUGAUA